CCGCAGCCGAGCAGCUUCUCCGCCCGGAGCGCGCGCCCUUCGUACCCCGGCGGGUCUGAGGAGAGGUGGGUCCGUUGGCCCCGGAGCCUGGAGCUGGGUCGAGGACUUUAGCCGCCCCCUCAGGCACAAAUCAGCGCCUUCAUCGUGGAAGUUCUGCCCAAGAAAUAAGUGCUAGUGCGGGGAGUGGGGGUCGCCCCUGGCCGCUCUCAGGGACCCCAGCGGGCCGUGAAGCUUGGGUUCUGAGCUCUGCUCCGGCUCCGCGCGGACGUUGCGAUGUUGUCCUUUCACAUCUAGGACACCGUUGAGCAAAACUCGAGGGCUCAGCCCGGCUGCUAAUUUCUGCCUCCCAAGAUGGAAGAAGAUGCCAGCCUGUUCCCUAAGAAGCUUUUGGACGACGCCCCCCUUGUGGAGGAUGAAACAGAUGAACCGGAGGAUCCGGAGUUUGUGCUGGGCUCUGUCCCUGGGGAGGCUGAGAAUGAGGCGGACCCAGGAAGCUCCUGUCCAGGGAAAGAGCAGAAUGCAGACAAGAGGAAGCAGAGACCAGCCGUCCAGGACAGAAUGCAGGCCUCACUCCUGCGGAGGGAUUUGAGCCACCUAGACCAGCUGCAUGAAGAGAAAGACCUUUUCAUUCAGAACACGAGGGAGGAGCUGCGUGCUUGCCGCUGGAGGAUGGGGCUCCUCGCCAAGCAGCAGGAGAGCGUGGCAGCUGGCCCGGCCGCGGAGAGAGCCGCCGGCAACAGGAGCGCCGUGUGGCACAUGGAGAUCCAGGAGAGGCAGCUGGAGGAUGCCCGCGAGUCGGCCCAAGCGGAGGCCCCGGCUGCCAGGAAAUGCCUCCGGGAGAGGGGGGCCUCGGGGAAGGCAGAGCGGAACCGGCUGCUGCGGGUGCGGAGGUCCGUGUACCUGCAGAAGGAGCACGGGCUCAGGCACCAGAAGCUGGUGGAAGACGCCCAGAAGAACCAUCGGAAGGCCGUGAAGUUCCUGAAGGCCUCCCUGGGGAGGAUCCGCAAGCAGGAGCAGAGAGAGGAGCUGGAGAGCCGCGAGCACGCGCGCAGGCGCAUGGACGCCGUGCUGGCCCUGAAGAACAGCAUCUCCGCCAACCGGGAGACGCUCCGGAAAUUUCAAGCAUGGGGCCAGGCCAAGGCAGAGCUGGCGGAACAGAGGGCCCAGGCCGAGAAGGAGGUGAUUCUGGCCCAAGGUGGGGACGCUUUCAAGCACUUUUGCCAUCAACGCCGGCGCCAGGAGCUGGAGGCCCAGAACCGCGCCUUCGAGGAGGAGCAGAAGCUCAGGAAGCACGAGAUUGUGAGUCGGAUCUUGAAGGAGGAGGCCGAGGAGGCCAGGAGGAAGCAGCGGCCCUCGCCCGCCAGACCCGCGGGCCGGCCGAUCCUGAGGGACCAGACCUGGAGCUACGUGGCCGCUUUCCAUGACGGGAAGGGCCCGGCGGACCCGCCCUGCUGCCCCCCGGAGGGCAGGUCUGCGUUACCCCAAGCCUCUCUGCUGGUGAAGGCCGCGUCCAGCAAGUCCGUCCAGGCGGACAGGGGGAGCCUUGGCCGGGAGGCGGGGAUGCUGGCUCAGCCGGAGAUCCCCGGGCUCUGGAAGGAGGACUGCAAGCCGUACCAGGUGCCCAAGGAGGAUGUGGACCAGAAGUCCGUGGGCGGAACGAAGACCGACAAGGACAUCCUGGCACGCACUGCGCAGCAGCUGUGCCGCGGGGUGACCCACAAGCAGGUGGCAUCCAGGCGCGAGUUCAGAGGGUGUCCCUUCCACAGCAAGCCCAAGCUCGUCCACUUCAAGGACUUUGAUAUCGGCAAAGUGUACAAGAAAAAGAUCACGCUGAUUAACGCCACCUACACGAUUAACUACUGCAAGCUGGUGGGCGUGGAGGAGCGCCUCGGGGACUUCAUCCACAUCGACUUUGACCCCCCUGGUCCCAUGCCAGCCGGCAUGUCCUGUGAAGUGCUCGUCACCUUCAAGCCCACGGUAAACAAAGAUCUGGAAGGAAACGUCUCGUUUCUGGCUCAGACGGGCAGGUUUUCCGUGCCACUGAAAUGUUCAGCGAAGAAAUGCUCCCUGUCCCUCGACAAGGAGCUCAUCGACUUCGGCAGCUGCGUGGUGGGUGAGACUGCAUCCCGGACCGUCACGCUGACCAACCUCGGGGGCUUGGGCACCGGGUUCAGGUUUCUCCUGGCAUCAGAGUGCUGUGAGAUGGACACGUCCCCGUCGGUCUUCAGCACGAGCAGUAACUUCACAUAUGAAGACACGGGUUUUGACAGUAACGUCGCCACCAGUUUUUCCAAGCAGCUGACGGCGGGCAAUGAGUCCGUGCCCGCAGAUGUGCCGAGCCAGAAGGAGUCUGGAAAACUGGACAUAAAGGAGAAGGAGGAGGGGCGCCCCGUAGAAUCAGAGGGAGUGACCUUGACCACCAUCGUGACUGUACCUCCCAACGAGGAACAGACGGAGUUCUCACUGGGAGAGAUAACAGAGGGGGAGAUUGGCCCCUUCAGCACCAUCAAAGUGCCCGUCAUCUUCACCCCGAUUGUCCCGGGAACGGUCUCCACCAGGUUCAAGGCCGUGUUUAAGAAUCAGCAGUGCCCGACUUUAUAUUUCAAAGUCGUCGGUGUUGCUAUCGACGUGCCAGUCUGGGUGCCAAAGCCCAACGUAGACCUGAAGAUCUGCAUGUACGACCGGCUGUAUCAGGACUCCAUCCUCGUCCACACACGGUCGAAGACCGCCCUGCGCCUGCACUUCGAGGUGUGCAAGGGGCUGCAGGGCCACCUGGAGCUCCUGCCCAAGACCGCCUGCAUCCAGGCCCUGUCGUCCUACUCGGUGCGGCUCAAGUUCCUGCCCAGACGCUCCCUCCCGGAAGAUGCCGGGAAGUAUUUUGACAAGGAAAGCAGAGUCCUGGAGGCCCCGAUGACUAUCCGGGUGGCUGACCAGAUCAAACCCGUGGGGUUUACUGUCCACGCCAUAGUCACCACCUCGGACCUGGAGCUCAGCCCCUCGGGGGUGGACUUCGGCUACUGCACCAUCUACGAGGCCAUCAGGACCCAAGUCAGCCUCUGCAACCACUCCCUCCUGCCCCAGGAGUUUGGGUUCGUCAGGCUCCCCAAGUUUGUGGACAUCCAGCCCAAUGAUGGGUUCGGGACAAUCCUGCCGCUGGAAACUCUGCAACUCGACAUAAUCUUUCAGCCCACCAAGGCCAAGGAAUACAACUUCGAGCUCGUCUGCAAGUCAGAGAUUAACCGGUGCUUCAAGCUGACGUGCCGGGCUGUGGGUGUCCACCCGCUCCUGGGGCUGUCCCACUACCAGGUCAAGUUUGCGGCCACCUCCUUGUACAACACGUCGGUGGCCACCCUGUACGUCAUCAACUCCCGCCUGAGCAUGAACCCGCCGACGCCCUCGGUACCCCGCAUCGGCUUGGAGGACACAUCCCCUGUGGGGCCCACAUCUUUCGAGUUCCUGCUGCCCCCAGACUCCCCCAUCACCAUCUCACCCUCGGUGGGCACCGUGUGGCCAGGAAAGAGGUGCCUGGUCCGGGUGGCCUUCCGGCCCGUGCUGACCCGCGAGCUGAUCCACCAGGAAGCCUUACAGGCCCUGACCAAAGAAGCUGAGGCCAAAUCGGACACGGCCACCCAGAGGAAGGACCAGCAGAGACAGUCCUCCAUACUGCGGCUGCAGAACCGAGACCGGCUGUCCCAGGCCUCUGCCUCCCAGCCCCUGGAGCUGCAGAAAGAGGACCUCACGUCCAGCUCCCAGGAGUACCAGGCUGCGCAGGCCACCCUGACCAGAUCUUUCCAGGGCAAGUUUGACAAGUUUGUGGUCCCCUGUGUUGUUGCCAGUGGUGACACCAAAGACAGGAAGGGGACGGAACCCCUGAGCUUCAGUGCCCACAGCACCGUGUACCUGGAGCUGUGGUGUCCAGCGGUAGCACCAUCCAUCGUGGUGACGUCCGACAAAGGCAAGACCAUCGCUGACUUCGGCGACAUCGCUGUAGGACAACGCGGCAUAAAGAAAGUCUCCAUCCAGAACAUCUCCCCCGAGCGUCUCGACCUGGAGUACUCCGUGCUGAACCCCAACGGCCCCUUUGUCCUGCUGAAUCCCAUCGGCAAGCUGGUGUCUGGAGAGACCCAGGUCCUGGAGCUGUCCUUCUCCCCCCGUGAGAGCGUCCUGGCCCGGGAAAUGCUGGAGGUCAUCACCAAGAGAGGCACGCUCUCCCUGGCCCUCGUGGGCACAGGCGUGGCGUCCAUGACCACGUGCUCCAUUGAAGGAGGCGUCCUCAACAUGGGCUACGUGAUUGCCGGAGAAUCCACCUCCGCGGGCUUCAAGCUGCAAAACGAUUCCCCGCUGCCCAUCAAGUUCUCCAUGCAGUUGGACAGCCUCUCCACCGGGAGCGGAGACGAGCACCGGCUGCCGCAGUUCCUGGCCUCCCCGGCCCAGAGGACGGAAGUCGUGGGCACACAGAACUACAGCGGCCAGAGCGUGUUCAGCGUGGUCCCGGUGGAGGGCGUCAUGGAGCCGGGCAGGGCGCAGGACUUCACCGUGACCUUCAGCCCGGACCAUGAGAGCCUGUACUUCUCUGACCGGCUUCAGGUCGUGCUCUUCGAAAAGAAAAUCUCCCACCAGAUCCUCCUGAAGGGCUCGGCCCGCAAGCACAUGAUGUUUGUGGAAGGUGGAGACCCCCUGGAUGUGCCUGUGGAGUCCCUGACCGUGAUCCCUGCCUUGGACCCCGAGCGCACAGAGGAAGCUGAGGAGCUGAAGCCCAUCCUGGUAACCCUGGCUUAUGUCCAGUUGGACACGGACACGCCGGCCCCACCUGCCACCCGAGAACUGCAGGUGGGCUGCAUCCGGACCACCCAGCCGUCCCCAAAGAAGACUGUCGAGUUCAGCCUGGACAGCAUCGCGUCCCUGCAGCACAAGGGCUUCACCAUCGAGCCCUCCAAGGGCUCUGUGGAGCGCGGCCAGACCAAGACCAUCAGCGUCUCCUGGACGCCACCCAUCGACUUUGAUCCGGACCACCCACUCAUGGUGUCAGCGCUGCUGCAGCUCAGGGGGGACGUGAAGGAAACCUACAAGGUCCUCUUCGUAGCGCGGGUGGUGACAGGCCCCUGAGGCCACAGGAGUCUCUCCACAGAGCCCCCUCGGGUCUUCCUGCCGCAUUUGAAGCCCUCUCCCGGUCUGUGGACCCAGCAGAGCCAGCCAGGGGCCUGGGACCUGGACAUCCCUGCUGGGCAGCUUCAAAAGGGUGGCCCCCCACAUGGCCCCAUGGCCGGGGCACCCCAGCUCCACAGGCACAGCCACCUCCUGCUGCCCUGUAUCCAGUGAGCCCGGGACCAAGAGCUCCUGUCCCAGCCCCACACUCAGAACCGGCAAUGAGGCCAGUCCUGACCACAACCUGCUCCCAGCCUGAGCCCCUCGGAGCCCCCAGCCCCACCAGCACCCGCACAGCCUUUCAAGGUCCUGGUGGGGGGAAGAGCUGCGCCCGCCCAUGUGUCAAUAAACCCUGUGUGAACCUGUGCAUCCAGGCCUGCAGUGUGGGCCACGGUGAGCCCUGCGGUGAGCCCUGCGGUGAGCUGUGAAGGAGAGAUGCGGACAGAGUCCCAGGGGGGCAGCCCCUGCUUCCCACCCUCACUCACAAGUCAGUCCAUAAAACAGUGAACUCGGCCUGGAAGACUGAGCCCUGGGGGAACAGCUGGGCGUGGGGGGGGGGGCGGCU
This is a messenger RNA of Orcinus orca (killer whale), 5710 nucleotides long. It is a transcript of the gene CFAP74, whose product is annotated as cilia and flagella associated protein 74. NCBI's taxonomy places the organism in Eukaryota, Metazoa, Chordata, Mammalia, Artiodactyla, Delphinidae. The record is from RefSeq and is a predicted model, not a curated record. Bases 352 to 5106 code for a protein of 1584 amino acids. The transcript has 38 exons.